Octopus bimaculoides (California two-spot octopus) is the source of this 3094-nucleotide messenger RNA. RefSeq lists its product as uncharacterized. Lineage: Eukaryota; Metazoa; Mollusca; Cephalopoda; Octopoda; Octopodidae. Gene Ontology annotation, cellular component: nucleus. Gene Ontology annotation, biological process: regulation of transcription by RNA polymerase II. Gene Ontology annotation, molecular function: RNA polymerase II transcription regulatory region sequence-specific DNA binding; DNA-binding transcription factor activity, RNA polymerase II-specific. The record is from RefSeq and is a predicted model, not a curated record.
CCGCUGGUGACAAUAAUAAAGAUUCGUUUAUCACAGCCAGAUAUUUACCACAGUAACCAUGGUGAUUUGCAUCAAGAUAUUAUUUCUUUCCUCACUUUAUCUUAACAUUUUUUGUUUUAUUUACUAGAGAGCUGUACUUCCGUUACCCUUACAAUCUCUUUGACUUGUAUGUUUCCACGGAGGUUUUGGUGUGAUUGAAUAUAUCUUCACACUAAAUAUCGAUUUGUAUAGCAUAACAGAUUAACAGAUGACAUUGGUAUAAAACGACAUUUUGUACAUUGGAUACAUCUGGAAUAUUUACCAUGUUUUUUGAAGAUGAAAGGAAAAUGUUUUAGAGAACAGAUAUAAAGUGCUAUAAAUCUAGGGUUGAAUUACUGUGAAAUAUUUUCCCUAAGCUGAGAUUCAUAGCAACAUUUCUCCCUCAUAACACCUGGUGCUUUUGCAUUCUAAUUAAACUUGAAUAUAUUAGCAAAGCAAUUUCCACAAAUUUAGAUAUCCAUAACUUGAUAGCAGCAGAAAUAUUUCGAAACUUCAAUGGUUGGAUUUAUUUGUAUCCCUUAGAGAAAUGUCAAAAGCAUUAGGAAAAUUACGAUAUUGUUGUAAAAUUUGUGGUAAAUCAAGCUCUACAAGUAGUAACUUGGUUAAACACAUUCGUGUUCAUACAGGUGAGAAGCCAUUUCGCUGUGAUACCUGUGGUAAAUCAUUCUCUCAAAAGAAUGGCUUAAGUCAGCACUUAAGUAUUCAUACAGGAGAGAAACCAUAUCAUUGUGAUAUUUGUGGUAAAUCAUUCUGUGAAAAGAAUAAAUUAAGUAAACACAAACAUAUUCAUACAGGAGAGAAACCAUAUCACUGUGAUUUCUGUGGUAAAUCAUUCUCUGAAAAGAAUAGCUUAAUUACACACAAAUAUAUUCAUACAGGUGAGAAGCCAUUUCACUGUGAUACCUGUGGUAAAUCAUUCUCCGGAAGGGGUAGCUUACUUACACACAAAUAUACUCAUACAGGUGAGAAGCCAUUUCAAUGUGAUACCUGUGGUAAAUCAUUCUCUUCAAAACGUCGCUUAAUUAUACACAAAUAUGUUCAUACAGGUGAGAAGCCAUUUCACUGUGAUACCUGUGGUAAAUCAUUCUCAGAAAAGAAUAAGUUAACUAAACACAUACGUAUUCAUACAGGAGAGAAACCAUAUCAUUGUAUCUGUGGUAAAUCAUUCUCUACAAACUGUAACUUACUUGCACACACUUAUAUUCAUACAGGUGAUGAGCCAUUUAAAUGUGAUACCUGUGGUAAAUCAUUCUCUAGAAAGAAUAAUUUUAACAGACACAUACGUAUUCAUACAGGUGAGAAGCCAUUUCACUGUGAUACCUGUGGUAAAUCAUUCUCUGAACAGAAUUCCUUAAAUAAACACAUACGUGUUCAUACAAGAGAGAAACCACAUCACUGUGAUAUCUGUGGUAAAUCAUUCUCUGCAAAAGGUAGCUUAAUUAGACACAAAUAUAUUCAUACAGGUGAGAAACAAUUUCGCUGUGAUACCUGCGGUAAAUCAUUCUCUGUAAAAUGUAACUUAAUUAAACACAAAUAUGUUCAUACAGGUGAGAAGCCAUUUCACUGUAAUACCUGUGGUAAAUCAUUCUCUCAAAGGAAUCACUUAAGUAGUCACAAACGUAUUCAUACAGGAGAGAAGCCAUAUCACUGUGAUAUUUGUGGUAAAUCAUUCUCUGCAAAAAAUAGCUUAAUUACACACAAAUAUAUUCAUACAGGUGAGAAGCCAUUUCAUUGUGAUACCUGUGGAAAAACAUUCUCUAUAAAAGGCACCUUAACUAGACACAAACAUAUUCAUACAAGAGAAAAGCUGAGAUCAAGUAGAUCAUUCUCUCAGAAACGUAACAUUACUACACAUGCAUCUAUCCAUGUAAAAGUGUGAUUAUAUUAUUGUCAAAAUUUAUUAGAACACCCAAGAACCAAUAUUUUAAAACCAUUUUCCCUGCUAAAUCAUAGCUUAACUUUUGUGCCCUUAACAAUAAUCAUUGAACCCUUGUCCGCAACCAUACCUGUUUCAGGUAUAAACAUACUUCUAUAUCUAUUCCAUAUAACAUACUCCAAGGAUAUAGGAAAGAUACUGUUGCUAUAUUUAAUAUUGUGAGUAAAUAAUAAGACAGCAAGGUGGCAGAAUUGUUUGCAUGUCUGGUAAAAUGGUUAUUAACAAGUUACGAAAAGAAAUGAAGGAAAUGACCAAGUUGAAGAUUUUCGUGAUGAAAAGUAAUAAAAGACUUGGUUGAAUGAAGAAGAAUGCAAAUGCCAUGAACCAUAACUGCAAAUGUCCUUAAUAAUCUGUAGAACAAAAACCAGAAAUGUAUCCAGAGAUGUUGUGGUGAUUGAAGUAAAAUAAUGGCCAACAGAAGACAUGUUGGAAGAGAAAGCACAAUUAGCAUAUCUGGAAAAAGUCUUUCACUCAGAAACAUAAUCAUCAUCAUCGUUUAACGUCCGCUUUCCAUGCUAGCAUGGGUUGGACGAUUUGACUGAGGACUGGUGAAACCGGAUGGCAACACCAGGCUCCAGUCUAAUUUGGCAGAGUUUCUACAGCUGGAUGCCCUUCCUAACGCCAACCACUCAGAGAGUGUAGUGGGUGCUUUUACGUGUCACCCGCACGAAUCUAAAUGCAAAUAUUAAUCCGGGAGAGAAUCCAUUUCACUGUGAUAUCUGUUAUAAUAACAUUGUCAUUAAUCAGAAAUGUAUUCAUACAAGGGACAAGCCAUAUCAUUGCGAUUUCUGUAGUAAAUCAUUCUCUCAAUUAAAUAUAUAUCUAUCUAUACAAAAGUGUUACUAUAUCAUUGUCAAAAUGAAUUGCAUUUCAUAACAACCAACAUAUUAAAAUGUUUUUUUAUUCCUGAUGGACCCUGAGUUAGUGUAGAAUCAUAUAGUUGGUAGGGGGUACGGAGUAUACCUAUAUAUUUAUAAUUCAUUAUAAAUAUACUUAUUAUGACUGAUUGGGAAGAAAGUGUUAGAACUGAGGGGAAAACAGUGUAAUCACUGUACAGUAUGAAUGCAGACUAGACUGGUUGGGGUCAUAAGGCAAUAUUAUAUAUAUUAUAGAACAAGU